UUCAACAGAUCGUGAUGUUGCUCUUCUCCGUGGAAUGUGCGCCCAGACCAAAUAUUUCUCGCCUUUAGUGUUGAUUUCUGGGGAUGCAGUAUGUCCGACGUUGUUGAGGAUCUUGAUCUGAAGAGGGCAAUUACAGAAAGUUUGCGAACCCAUCAAGAAGAACAACGAUGUCGGCAAUUAGCCGCUAAUAGUUUGAGGUUGUCACGUUCAAAUCCCCCGGAGCAUGGAUCGGGUGUUGUCCUGCGGAGACCUUCAUUAAUGUCGACGAAUGAACGGCAGCAACCUGUGGGUCUUUUAAAUCCGCCGCCAAGUUCAAGUGGUAGGCGCCAGCCAGCUGGCGACCUGAUGAAAUUUGACGAUGACGUCCCGUCCGGAGAUUCCAGUACUCGUUUCUCAGGUGACUGGAAGUCGUUCAUGUCGUUGGAAGAUAUUGAAAAUCUGUCGCUGAAUUACAACGCGAACCAAAAUCGAGCUUCCGGUUCGUCCUACACAUCUUCAGAGGAAUCAAACAGCUUCAGUACAUCGGCUCCAUACACCUCUGCGUCGAAUUCAAGUCCGAAUACAUUCCCUGCUACCUUUGUAUCAAUACAAGCCAGUCCUUCAUGGUUGGAAUCGACGGCUGCAUCACGGUCUUACGACAUUCCUCCUCGCCUGCCUCCUAGACUUCCAGUUAACCAACAACUACUAGUUAAAGCUCCAGCUUUGCUCUGUAAUUCAUCAAUGGAUGUACUGAAAGUUCUGGAGAAGAAGCCCAAUGAGGAUCUGAUUGACUUGGCUCCCCCUUCGUGUUCUUCUCUGGGUCGUGGCAGCGUUUUAGCUGUUUUUGACCCUCUGAAUUCUUCCAAUGAUGAAGAUGAAGACGAUGAUGUUUCUGCUAGCAACGGUAGAACUGAUGCCCUAUGUGAGCCGAAAGAAGACGACUGGACCUAUUUUGAAACUUACGCAGAUCCAUUUCAAUUUAUGUACGAGCAAUCCAGUCGUGGAUCUGAGAGAGAUGAUCUUUACAAUACCCCAGGGUAUUGUUCAGUAGGAACGUCGCAAGCAGAUGAAGGAAAUGUCGUGGAUUUUGCGAAGUCAUCCGCAACAAAUGAUGCGGUGGUCAUAAGAAAUGUAUCUCACGUGGGAAAGUCAGGAAGUCCCUCGAAAGGAAAACUCACGUUCCAGCCUCUUUCGACAUUAACCUGUUUGUCAGAAGUGGAGGUGUUACGAAAUGCUAUCACUCUAUUACGAGGAUCUUAUCCGUCUCACGAUCCCUCGACCAAUCCAGGCUUUACCGUAUCUCCAUUAGUGGAACUAGGAUCCGAUGCUACAACUCUAUCCGUGAAAAUUCUCGUCUAUUCCUUCACUCGCCCAAACCAUCCGGUCGCCUUCACGUCAGACUUGACAGCAAGUGUUGAUCACGUGAUUGCUCAAGCAGUUUGUGAACUCUCGGAUUCCCAAAACCUCUCAGGAAACCUUUCUGAUUAUGUUUUCAAAGUCAGAGAAAGAGGAGAGAUCGUGGAUCGAACCAAGCAUCUUUUUGAGAUCCAAUACGUCCACUCUUGCGUCAAGUUCGACGUCGACGUGAAGUUCGAUCUGAUUCCAAUAACCAUGGUGCGCCGCCCGUUUCUCCGCACCGAAAUCGACGAUGUUCGUGACGUUGAACUUCCUGUCGGUGCACUGGUUCCAUCAGGCUAUGGAGACGGCAUCUCUGCCGCCAAACUCGGAGUCAUCUUUGAUGUAUUCAAUUCAGAAAUGAGCAAAUUGCUAAAGAUCGCAUCGAACGCAGUUUGUGGCUCGGAACUCACGACAAAACCGUGUAUUCAAGCCGCGAAAGCUCUUUGUGCAAUUUUGUUGGAAGUGGAAACGCCAGAAAUCACGAAAGGAAUUAGAUUAUUCACUACAGCUGCAUCGCUCGACAGAUCUUCGACUUAUUCCCCACUGCAACUCGUGAAAUCAGGCGUUGCAGAACUUGAGUCCGCUUUCAGGUCUUUACUCGACAUGUACUUACGCUGUCACCGAGUUGAUUUUUCGUUAGGAAGCAAGGACGAGGAAAGCUGCAAAACCAUAGAUUUGCGAAACCAGAUCGACACGUUGCUGUUGCGAAUUGGAAGUGCUCAUAGAUUAGAUCAAACGUGGUCGAACUACAAGGAUUUUCGGAUCCUCGUUAACCUGUUCCAUGGAACUCGUCGUGUCGGACAACGAAUCAAAACUCCUCCACACUUGGUUGAAUCCUCCUUCUAUGACCGCAUCGUUUUUGAUGAUUGGCUCAACGUGGAAACGACGGUCGUCUGUACCUUACCUCGGGAAUCUCGCUUAGUGUUCACUCUUGUGGCAGUGCAGAAGGGUGACGGCGAUACUUCGAUACAGCAACCUGAACAAAAACCAGAGUACAGGGAACUUGCCUGGGCUGGUCUUCAGAUGUUCGAUGAAAGCGGUAAACUGGCGCAAGGUCGUUACCUGCUCACAAUGUGGCCGAUGGAUGCUGAUCCGUUACUUGGACCAGCUCCUUCGUUUUACGCUGUUCCAGCUGGACUAGGACUAGCUCCUCCUCUGCUGAUAGUUGAGCUUCCAGACCUUGGUGGUGAUGUAUUAUUCCCGCCACCGUUACAACUAGUCGAAUCGGUUAAUCGGCAGUUCGAGUACCUCGACGAAAAUACCCAACAGCUUCUUCUGGACAUAGUCGAAUCCGACGUAUUCGCUCCCAUCGAGCCCGUUGAUCGCGAGAUAUUGUGGGAAAAGCGUCAUUAUCUGCACGCGUACCCCCGAGCUCUUCCUAAAGUUUUGCUCGCUGCCUUGAGCUGGGAGUGGAGCUGUUUGUCGGAUCUGCACGCCAUGGUUCGCGAAUGGGCUCCUCUUCGUCCCGUAGACGCACUUGUAUUACUGUUACCCUGUUUCCCGGACUUGGUUGUGAGACGGAAAGCUGUUGAGUGGCUCGGAGGCAUGGGAUCAGAUGAGCUUAUCGAAUAUCUCCCGCAACUGAUUCAAGCGCUGAAAUACGAAACCUAUUUGAACAGCGACCUGGUAUUGUUUUUAAUGGAACGGUCGCUCACUUCGCCAAAUUUCGCUCACCGCAUGCAUUGGUUGUUGGAUGGAUCCGGGGACGAUACGCUGAGGAAACGCUUCGCGCCAACGUUGAAGAUCAUUUCCCGAGCAUUGACGGGUAUUUGUGGGCAAUCACUAAGAGAUCAUUUUGAAUCGCAGCGGAGUCUAGUGCGGUACUUGAAUGAUUCGGCUGCUCAAGUUCGAGAGGCGAGGGAGAACUUGCGCAAGGCAACACUUGAUCACGAGAUGAAUUCCAUGCACCGUUUUUUGGUCAACAAACCUACUGAUGAUGAAAAUAAAAUUUUGCAUUUUUUGGAUGCUAAUAUUGUACCCGUUCUGUCCGCAGCGUUGCCACUUUCAUUGACUCACAUCGCAUGUGGAAUUGAAGUCCGUCACUGCUCUUAUUUCACCUCGAACACAUUGCCGCUGAAAGUCGCCUUCAUAACCCAAGAUUCCGAAGACACCAAUGGCGUCGUUAAUGCAAUCUACAAAGUUGGAGACGAUUUGAGGCAAGACAUUCUUACAAUGCAAAUGGUACGCAUCAUGGACCGCUUAUGGGUCAAAGAAGGUCUGGAUUUGAAACUUGUUCACUUCGAUUGCGUUGCAACUGGUCAUAAAACCGGGUUCGUGGAAAUGGUUACGGAAGCUGAUACUUUGCGUAAAAUCCAAGCCGAAUUCGGUCUCACCGGAGCGUUCAAAGACCGACCAAUAGCCGAAUGGCUCAAGAAGCAUAAUCCCAGCAAGCUUGAUUAUGAAAGAGGGGUGGAAAAUUUUACCCUGUCUUGUGCGGGUUAUUGCGUGGCUACUUAUUUUCUCGGCGUUUGCGAUCGUCACAACGAUAACAUCAUGCUGAAGACGACCGGCCAUAUGUUCCACAUUGAUUUUGGGAAAUUCUUGGGUGAUGCGGAAAUGUUCGGCAAUCUCUUGAAGCGAGAUCGGAGCCCGUUUGUGCUUACUCCAGAUAUGGUGUACGUGAUCAACGGUGGAGAGAAACCCUCGUAUAAAUUUCAACGAUUUGUUGAUCUCUGCUGCGAUGCAUUCAAUGUCCUGCGAAAUAAUUCCGACCUUUUCCUCAAUCUGUUCGCGCUGAUGACCAAUGCUGGAAUUCCAGAGCCGAGUUUUGUGAGAAUUCACAUGCAUUGGUUUACCAUUAUCAAUUUUAAUAAUUUCCUUGAUUUGAAUUUAUUUUCAUGCGAAGGUGUGACCGGUGCGGCGGUGAAGUACGUUCAGCGAGCUUUACUGCCAGGAAUGACUCGGCCUGAAGCCAUGGCGCAGUUUACGCAAAUGAUUCGGUCCGCGAUGCAUUGUUGGUUCACGCAAGCCAACUUCUUCAUUCACAGCCUGGGGCAAUUGAGAUUUGCGGGCGAAGGAACAGACGAAGAAACCGGUGGGAACGGAGGGCUCUUGUCCUUUGUACCGAAACGUCAUUCAGUGGAUGCUGACGGAGAGGAUCGCAUCGUCAAUGCUUCCGUUUAUGGUAUCCAAAAACGUUAUGGAGGUGGGAAGCAGUACAUGUAUAUUGCUCGUGUGAGACGGGAGAACCAAAAUCAGCCGAGUUACCUGUUCCGUAGCUAUAAGGAAUUUCUCGAACUGCAUCAGAAGCUUUGUACUCGAUUUCCCUUUGUCGAGUUUUCGAGUUUGCCGACCGGAGUUAUCGGUCGUUCCCAUGUCCGUGACGUGGCCGAACGACGCAAAUAUCACAUCGACAAGUUUCUCUACGAAUUAUUCCGCCUGCGCGAAGAAAUAGCUCACUGUGACCUCGUCUACACAUUCUUUCAUCCCUUGUUACGCGAUCAAGAAGAAGCCGACAUUCACGCGUUGAAACUCAGGCAAGACAACGUCACCCAACGGCCUCCGCGUCAAAGAUCACACAUUACCGGCAAGCUCCAGUUGUCGUUCUGUUAUUCGAAAGACGCGUUCCGCGUCAUGGUGCAUCACGCGCGGGACUUGGCAACCAGGAGUGAGACGGAUCCGAGCGUCUAUGUCAAGUUGUACUUGUUGCCGGAUCCGCAGAAGCGAACAAAGCGGAAAACGCGGAUCGUUGCGAAGACUCGUCACCCGACGUUCAUGGAGAUGAUUGAGUAUCGUGUACCGAUAGGAACCGUGGCAACAAGAACGCUUCAAGUAGCGGUUUAUGGAUACGACAAAUUGCAGGAAAACGAGUUCUUGGGCAGAGUGUUGAUCCCGCUGGCAGAUAGAGACUUAACGCAGGAAACUGUAGCCUGGUUUACGCUUCAAGGCUGAUGCUUUCUUUUUAAUCGAUGAAACGUGGAGUUUAGUCAGAAUGAAGAACAAUCGUUCGAGUUUUUAAAUGCGUGAAAAAUGGUCCUCAGUAGAACCCUCAGUAUCUGAGAUUUGAUAGUGUGUGCGUUUGAGCAAUCAUGCCCGAACUAGAGGGAAUCCGAAGUUUCCUGGUGAAUUUUAGCACGAGUCACUUCAUUCUCUUUCAAUAACCAGAAAAUAUUUUAUUUAAUUAGCCGAUUAUCUCUGGUAUUUCUUAAUCUGGGUGUGAACUCAGAUCUCGUUCUCCCGGAUAGAAGGAGUUCUGCGGGUUUUUAAUUUUCAGAAAAAAAUUUAUUUUGCGUGGGAUUCGUCGCACGUAUUUUAUUAUCAACACUUUUUAGUUUCAUGAUUUUCUGCGUGAAGGCGUUCAACUCUCAUCUGUAAAGAAAAGUCAUGAUAUCGAUUCAAUACCAAAGCUUCUCUUCAGAAUAGUGAGGGACUCAGUUUUGGUUUAAUUGGUGUCGUUUGUCUGAGUAGAUCGAGGAAUGGGAAGAAAAGGAUUGUAUUUGAAAAUCACACUGUUGCGAUAACGGCUUAUUUUACAUUAGGUAUAUUCUGUGCGAGGGAGAGCAUUGGCUUCUGUUGAGUGUCCAGGCGAGAAAUCCUUGUUCGACUAGUUUUUUUUAAUUCGAGGAGGAUUCUCCGGCUGGAAUUUUUUUUUAGCGACUUCGAGUAUUCAGGGUGGAAUGAUUUAGCGUGAACGAUCACAUCUGAUGCAUUCCUGUGAGGCGAGGAAAGACUACUACAAUAUAUAUUUGCAUAGAAUUGUGGACUUAGUUGUCGAAUUCUUUGACGCUUAAUAAUCUUUUAAGAGUUUUAACAGUCGUCCCCGUAUUUCAAUGUGGGAUUCGAGUGCUUGAAGUAGAUGGCUUUUUCGACCUGCUUUGAUUUAUAUUCUGUGCAAUUUUGAUCUACGGCUUCUGUCAAUUGUGCUGGCGAGAAAUUCUAGUUCGCUUGGAUUUUUGGGAUUAUACGAUGAACCUUUGGAUUGAACGGACAUUUUGGAGGGUUGGAUAAUUCAGAAAGGAGCGAUUUAAGCAAGAAUAAUUAUGUUUUGCAUUUUCGUGGAAAGUGAGAGAUUUCCUUAAUCUUCGAAAAUCUUUUAUGUGGAAUUUUUUUUUUUGUCAAUCAGAUUCUGAUUUACUCUCUUAUCUGAUGAUCAGUUCUGUGGCAAAACGUGGAAUUUGAGUGUUUGGUGUUUUUUAUUAUUAUUUAUUUAUGGAAGGUAUCGUCACUGUUGAUCAUGGCUUCGCCCGCGUUCAAGUGGCUGAUGAGCUGUGAUUUCGUCCUUCCGAGUGGAUGGUCGGUGGUAGCGAUUUUAUUUUUGUUGGUAUUGUUUAGGUCCUUGAUCUUCGUGCAACGAAGGACGAUUUUUUGAAGUCGAAGAACAUUUUUUAAUGAUCAAGCGCGGUUGGGUUUUACUGGCGUCGUUUUUUCGCGAAAUCCGCAUCCGUCGGAUCAUUGCCGAUAUAUUGUGUCUUUUUUUCGACGCUGUUCGCUUUUUUUUUGGGCUGUACGUGAUGAUAUUUGAAUAUUGAUUAUAUCCUAGUUUUAUUCGUCGUGAAAUAAGGAUUUCCUGUGAUAUUAUAUUUGUAAAGUUGAUGCGAAA
This is a messenger RNA of Notodromas monacha, 6916 nucleotides long. The record is from the annotation of a GenBank genome assembly. NCBI's taxonomy places the organism in Eukaryota, Metazoa, Arthropoda, Ostracoda, Podocopida, Cyprididae.